AGAAACAGCCGCUGCUAACCCUGAAGUCCGGAUCUCUUUGGGUUUCUGAAGCGUCAGUCUCGAUGCCCGCCGGCAGGGGGCGCCGUUUCAUCGCAGAUCCUGGCGACCCGCGGCGGCCGCUGCAACGCCUUUGCGUCAACCAUCACAGAUCACAACAUCAGCUCUCGCAGCAUCCCGCAUCUCGCGGCCAUCGGGACCAGGAGCACAUCUUCAUCUGAGCGUCCAUUCCACAACAGCCCGGCGCCGUCUCCACACCGCCGACAACCAGGCCAGUUUAUUACGCUGCCUGCAUCUGUUGUGCUUUCUUUCAUUUCUCUUUCUCUCUCUCUUCGUCUCUGGAACAUCUCGGAUUAUUUUUUCUUUGCUGCAAUUACUCUGUUCGAGAUGGUGUAAUAUUUUUCAAACGCGUCACUCUAAGGAAGACUAUCAUCUUUCAAAUCAUUGAGCUGGAGAUCUGCUAUGUUUCUGCUUCCAGGAGGUGCAGGCUGUCCAGGUGAUAGAUACCCCCUCAAAGAGCUCAGACCUCUGACCCUGACGCUCCUGGACGCCUCCUAUCAGCCGCCAUGGGAACCGUUCUGUCUCUGUCCCCCAGCUACCGGAAGGCGGCGCUCUUCGAAGACGGCCCCGCCACCGUGGGCCACUACACGGCCGUGCAGAACAGCAAGAACGCCAAAGACAAGAACCUGAAGCGUCACUCGCUCAUCAACGUGCUGCCAUGGAAGCGGAUCGUGGCGGUGUCGGCCAAGAAGAAGAGCUCCAAGAAAGUGCAGCCCAACGCCACGUACCAGAACAACGUGUCCCAUCUGAACAACGAGAACCUGAAGAAGUCGCAGUCCUGCGCUAAUCUGUCCAGCUUCACCCAGGACCAGAGCAGCCCGGCUCUCAGCAAGAGCUCCAACAACACGACAUCCUCGGUCAAGAAGGCCCCACUGACUAACUCCAAUGUGGCCCCUGGUACCCCUAAGAGAGUGAUCGUUCAAGCCUCCACCAGCGAGCUGCUGCGCUGCCUGGGGGAGUUCCUGUGCCGGCGCUGCUACCGCCUGAAGCACCUCUCCCCCACUGACCCGGUGCUGUGGCUGCGCAGCGUGGACCGCUCCCUGCUGCUGCAGGGCUGGCAGGACCAGGGCUUCAUCACGCCCGCCAACGUGGUCUUCGUCUACAUGCUGUGCCGCGACGUGGUCUCCUCCGAGGUGGCCACGGAGCACGAGCUGCAGGCCGUCCUCCUCACCUGCCUCUACCUGUCCUACUCCUACAUGGGUAACGAGAUCUCCUAUCCGCUCAAGCCCUUCCUGGUGGAGAGCUCCAAGGAGACCUUCUGGGACCGGUGCCUGUCCAUCAUCAACCUGAUGAGCGCCAAGAUGCUCCAGAUCAACUCCGACCCCCACUACUUCACUCAGGUGUUUGCCGACCUGAAGAACGAGAGCCAGAAGGAGGAGGAGAGGAGCCGCCUGCUCAUUGGCCUGGACCGGAGGGUGAGGGCCAUCGCCUGACUGGAUUUCUUCAUGCUCCACGGAUGAACAGGCAACUCCCGCUGCCUCUCUGGGACAUCCCCUCCACUGACACGGAUGUUUUUUUUUUUUUUUGGGGGGGGGUUCUUCUUUUUCUGCGGCGAUGCAUUUCUGACUGUCAGAGGACAGAGACAGCUCGAUCCCAAUCGGAGCCUGAGUUGUAUUAAGGGUGGGAGUGGAAGGGGUUUGGAGGGGUCUGUCAGUGGACAUUCAGCCCUGCUUUGUUGAACUUUUGAUAAAAAAAAAAAAAAAACGAAAAAAAAUAACUGGACGAUGAAUAUUGUGUGUUCAGAAAGACUUACAUUAUUCAACAAAAAGGAAAAAAAAAAGAAAGACAUGUUCAUGGAUGUUUUGCUCCACGAGGCUUAUUUAUUGCUUUGUUCUCCAACAAGUUUUCUUUUUCUACUUAGAAAUGUAACA
This is a messenger RNA of Xiphophorus couchianus (Monterrey platyfish), 1928 nucleotides long. It is a transcript of the gene cdk5r1b, whose product is annotated as cyclin dependent kinase 5, regulatory subunit 1b (p35). Gene Ontology annotation, molecular function: cyclin-dependent protein serine/threonine kinase activator activity; protein kinase binding. Gene Ontology annotation, biological process: axon guidance; brain development. The record is from RefSeq and is a predicted model, not a curated record. The transcript is spliced from 3 exons. The coding region runs from base 564 to 1490 and encodes 308 amino acids. Lineage: Eukaryota; Metazoa; Chordata; Actinopteri; Cyprinodontiformes; Poeciliidae. Gene Ontology annotation, cellular component: cytoplasm; growth cone; protein kinase 5 complex.